AUGCAACCAUUGAAUCCGUUCUUGCACGCCCUCUUCCGCAGCACGGUCCCAGGGCAGGCCAUCCCUAUUCACAACCAUGUAUUGCUUGUGCCAACAACAGAUGCACUCAUCAACGCGAGGGACCGAGAAUCGGACAGAUCAUACACGGAACUGGUACGAGAUGACGAGUUUCUGGCCAGCCAUAUCUUGCGGGUUGGGCCGGGCAGCGGAUUUAACGGAAAAGAUGUCAACAAUAUACGUGAAAAUCGAGGGAAGGCGAGGUCAUACACAACCGUCAAUGGGCGUACGGUGAUAAUCAAAGAAAACAUGUUGUAUAGCAAUAAAGGUUUUAGAACUCUGACUCAAGCUCAACUCUUGUCAGACGUGAUGUAUUUCUCCUCUCAGGACGCUCAGAGCUGGCUCAUUUACUACAUAUCAAGGCCGUUAGUAGGAACGUUCGAGACCAGGUCCAUUGUGCCAGCUACUAUUUCGCGAAAGGCAUUGAGGGAUAAGCCCGCCCAAGAGAAUACAUCUCUGGAUGAUCUUAUAUCGAAGAAAAAGAAGAUCAAAUCAUUUUCCGAAUUACUGAAUAAUUUCCCCAUGAUCGCAAAGCAAAUGCAACCAGGCUUAGAACGACUGUUCAGUGAAUUUGGCAAAGAACUCGGUAAACCGUUGCCGCCUCCUCCAUUGGACUCAUCUGCAAUAAGUCACCAUAGCGAUGACGAGGGAGGAAGUCUGCAGCCAAAUGGCUCAAUCCCUCGCAAGAAAGCAAAAGAUCAUCCUAAGUUACCGUUCAACUCUACCAAAUUCUGCGAUGAUGAGGAGGAUCUUAUGAGGCGUGCUUUGGAAACAGCCGUGACUGCUGCGAUUGACCUGUUUCAGAUGGUGGAUAAACAACAGCUCUCCCUACUUGGUGCCACUACCGAGCUUACUGGUCCGAUAGUCGAGCGACUCAUCGAGCGAUAUGUCGCCGAGCAAGUACACGACAACUUGCUCUUUCCUCGACUCUCCAGCUUUCAUCUUGCUGAAGAUCAAGAGCUCGAGCGCAAGAUCCGACAGAUGGAGAACAUCGAUGUUUCACAAGUAGGAAUUGCAAUUGAGGGUGGAAAACCCUGUAAAGAGAAUCUCCUUCGCAGAUUGAACAAAGGCAUCGAAGCUUUCCGGAAGCUGGGUGUGGCUUGCAGCCCUCAAGAAAUGCUCGAAGUUCUGCUAGAUACAGAAAAGGCGGUCACAGAUGAGGGCAGUCCAGAUACCACAAUAUCGAACGACGAGUCCGAGAAGAAAGGCUCCAUGAUGACCAUCAAUGCUGAUAUUCUGGUAUCUCUGCUUUUGGUUGUGGUUAUUCGCUCCCAGGUACGGCACUUGCACGCACGACUGUCCUAUAUGCAAAGAUUUAUUUAUGUCGAUGAUGUCGAGAGCGGCGAGGUUGGCUACGCUCUCAGCACAUUCGAGGCUGUGCUGUCUUAUUUAACGAAGGACGCCGGUGGUCUGAGAAAGGCUAGCAUGCGCAAUAGAAGAUUGUGGAAUGCAACAAAAGCAGGCAAUUUGAGCGAAAUGAAGGCUAUUCUGGAACUUGAUAACACGAGCAUGGAUGAGAGGCUAGUAGACGAGGCACAGGAGCUAUCAGAUGCUGUUAGGGCGCAGGGAGUGAACGGCGGAGCUGAAGACCUGGUUCAAGAUUUUGCUAUGUCCCGAAGCCGAUCAUCAUCUGGCGCCUCAACAAGAGCCUCUGCUUCACUAGGCUCGAAUCUCUCCCAUGUGUUUCCAUUUCAGGCCUCGUCUGUUGACACUUCUGUUUCACCCCCAUCGAAGAAAGGCAAAAGGGUAUCCUUGGACAUUCGUAGCCUCUCCGUCUCCUCUGCGAUUUCCUUUCGAUCUCGCACGACGGUGGGAUCCAUCGCAAGUGGUAUGGAGGGAGAUACUUCAAUUGAAAGCCUUUCGAGGACUCAAGAUCCAACGGGGAACUCUAUUCCAAUGAUGGCGGUAGAGGCACGUCAGCCAGAAUCACUACGAUAUCUUCUGUCACUUGAGGAAUAUUACUCUCCUCAAAUGAUACUAGAUGAUACUACCAGCGAGGGUGCAACGCUUCUCAGCGCGGCUAUACAAUUGGCGCAUACCGAGCUCAUCGAUAUCAUCCUUGAAUAUGUCUUCAGAGAGCGAGAAGAACAGACGAUUGUCGAAUAUAUUGCCAAAGCAGACACAAGAGGUCGGACUGCCGCUCACUAUCUGUUCAAUGCGCCCCAGCUCUUGUCUAGGCUGCACAGCAAAUUGCCGUGGAAAAAGAAAGAUCGUAUAGGGCAGACACCUCUGUUCGCACUUUGCAGAUCAUACGAUCAUCCAGAUUAUGGCGAGAUGGUUUCUGAAGCACUGGCUGUGGCAACCGAGGCUCAAGCAGACGGGCUGCCCCUGCGCCUUUCGGAUCACACUGAUAACAAAGGCAAUACGCUGUUGCACAUCGUCAAGGACCCUACUAUCAUCCAUCACAUCCUACACCAUUGCGACGUUGAUCCAAAUGCAACGAACGAUAAAAAGUUCACUCCUCUAAUGCUAGCAAGCAAGUAUGGCCGAGUCGACAUGGUACGUGUCUUCUUUGCCGACCCAAGAGUGGAUCUGAACCUCAAAGAGCUACGAGGUCUGACCGCCGUCGAGUUGGCCAAGGACGAUGAGGUUCGUAAUAAAAUCGACGACCUAACCUUGUUCUCUGGCUCUUCGGUACGUCCGAGUUCCAAGACCCGCAGUCGUAUCACAACAGUCGUCCGCUCCUUCUUUGUGGAAGACGGCACAACGCGCUUCAUACUCAAAUCCGGUGCCCCCAGUGACACUUCCGACCCGGAUGGCACAACAUUCACCAUUACCACCAGCCGUCGGACUCUCACCGACUUCGAAAACCUUGCCAAAUGGCUUGCCCUUGAACAUCCGGCCUCAUAUCUACCGAGCAUCUCGUCCUUCCGUAGUCCCUUCCAAAUUAUCUCCAAACCUAGCCGGGCAGUUCUACAUGAUAUACAAGUCAGCCUGGACCGUUUCCUCAAGAUCCUUCUGGCCCAUCCAACCUUCAGCACCCAUGAAAUGUUGUGGGAAUUCUUUCUUGUUCCCGACAUGCAAUCCGAACAAAUGGCUCAACGAGCCAAGCUGAAAGCGGAGCUUCUCAGAGAAACAAUCCAAGAUGAGUACGAGCCGGUCUCAGAUGUGCAAGAUGUGGAGCAGAACAUCGCUCACAGCCAGCGCAUGAUCCAGAGCGUAGCGUCACGGACCCGUCUACUCAUUCGUCGUGGUCAUGCCCUGCUGCACUGCCAAAAUGACCUCACCGAUGCGCUGAGCAUGUCUGCUGCGGCCUUAUCAACCCUAGGUCCGCCAGCAGACACUCUCCCAGAGCCGUAUGUGGCUGCUUUGGGGCGCUAUGCUGGCCUCAUGACGACACCCAGUGAUUCUUCGCCGCUGAAGAGCUUCAUCGAAUCCAUUACCGGCUUCAACAGCACCAUCCAAGCUCUACAGACAUCGUUCAUGCGCCCAAUCGCUCUCGUCUCACAACUUACUUCAUCUAUGCAUUCAAUAGCACGCCACAAAAGCAACUUGACAAGUCAAUCUCUGCCAAGGAAGUUCAAUUUCCCAGGCAUGGAGGAGAGCAGAUACAGGACAGUGAAGAACACAGAGAAUAAGAUUGCCCAGAGCGAGAAAGAUGUGGAGAGAAUCUCUCGUGAGCUGCGAUGGACCACUGAAGUCGUUGUGGGCGAACUAGCUGGAUGGACGGCUUGGAGAGAAGAAGUGAGCCAAGAUGCCAUCAGGCGUUUUGUUCGAGGCAUGGUGGUCAAGGAGAAGGAAAGGGGCAAGGGCCUGGAGCGAUGUCUGAGGGCAUUGAGGGAUGCGAAGAAGGACCAGGCUCCAUGA
Messenger RNA from Endocarpon pusillum Z07020, 3864 nucleotides. RefSeq lists its product as uncharacterized. The coding region runs from base 1 to 3864 and encodes 1287 amino acids. The record is from RefSeq and is a predicted model, not a curated record. The transcript has 3 exons. Lineage: Eukaryota; Fungi; Ascomycota; Eurotiomycetes; Verrucariales; Verrucariaceae. Gene Ontology annotation, biological process: early endosome to late endosome transport. Gene Ontology annotation, cellular component: tubular endosome; early endosome; late endosome. Gene Ontology annotation, molecular function: phosphatidylinositol binding; SNARE binding; guanyl-nucleotide exchange factor activity.